AUGGAUUCUAUUGAGGCGUUACCACCUCCUCCGCCUGUUAUCCCUCCAAGUGUGGUUCCUGAAAUGGAGCCAGUGAAGAAGAAGACCAUUCUCCCAAUGGCUCGCCGUAGCUGCGGGACUAAAGGCCAGAAGAUUCCUCUUCUUACUAACCAUUUCAGUGUUGGCUUCAACAAAGCAAGCGGUCACUUCUUCCAUUACAGUGUUGCUAUCACAUACGAAGAUGGCCGUCCAGUGGAGGCAAAAGGCAUUGGCAGAAAGAUUCUUGACAGAGUCCAGGAGACGUACAAGAGUGAACUGGGUUCCAAAUACUUUGCUUAUGAUGGUGAGAAGACUCUGUUCACUGUUGGUGCUCUUCCCAGCAACAAGCUUGACUUUUCUGUUGUUCUUGAAGAAGCGGUUUCUAGCAGAAACAACACUGGAAAUGCUAGCCCGGAAGAAACCAAUGACGGAGACAAGAAAAGAUCAAGGCGUCCCAACCAGUCCAAGAAAUUCUUGGUUGAGAUAAGCUAUGCUGCGAAGAUCCCAAUGCAGGCUAUUCCAAGCGCUAUUCAAGGAAAGGAAACAGAGAAUCUCCAAGAUGCUAUCAGAGUUCUGGAUAUUAUUUUGCGCCAGAGUGCAGCUAGGCAAGGUUGCCUCCUUGUCCGCCAGUCCUUUUUUCACAAUGACGCAGCUAACUUUGUAGCCAUCGGUGGAGGUGUUAUUGGUUGCAGAGGGUACCAUUCAAGCUUUAGAACUACUCAGGGCGGCUUAUCCUUGAACAUUGACACUUCAACUACGAUGAUUGUACAACCUGGUGAUGUUCUUGAGUUCUUACUUGCGAAUCAGAAUCAGAAAAAUCCAGCCUCUCUGGACUGGAACAAGGCUAAACGUACACUCAAGAGUCUGAGGGUUUCGGUUGCCCCUUCAAACAGAGAAUACAAGAUAACCGGACUCAGCGAACAACUCUGCAAACAUCAAUUGUUUACUCGGAAUCUGAAAAAAGAUAACGGGGAAGUUGAGGAGAUUGAGACAACAGUGUUACAAUACUUCCAUGACCGUAGAAUUGACCUGCGAUACUCAGGUGACAUGCCUUGCAUCAAUGUUGGCAAGCCGAAGCGUCCAACUUACAUCCCCAUUGAGCUUUGUAAACUUGUGCCUCUACAGCGUUACACAAGAUCGCUUACCAAUCUUCAGAGGGCUUCCCUAGUAGAAAAGUCUAGGCAAAAGCCACCUGAGAGGAUGACUUCGCUAACCACAGGUCUUAAGAACAGCAAUUACGGAGCUGACCCUGUGUUGCAAGAAAGUGGUGUCACCAUUGGCUCUGACUUUACGCAAGUGGAGGGUCGCAUUUUACCUGCACCAAAGCUGAAAGUGGGUAACGGAGAGGACUUUUUCCCUCGCAAUGGGCGCUGGAACUUCAAUAAUAAGAAACUUGUUGAGCCAACCACGGUUACUAAAUGGGCUGUUGUCAACUUCUCUGCUCGAUGUGAUACACGUGGGCUUAUUCGUGAUUUGAUGAGAUGUGGACAGAUGAAAGGAAUUAACGUAGAGCCUCCAUUCAAAGACGUCUUUGACGAAAACCCAGAGUUUAGGCGUGCACCUGCUACUAUCAGAGUAGAAAAGAUGUUCGAGCUCAUACAAUCCAAACUCCCCGGGAAGCCUCUAUUCCUUCUUUGCAUACUCGCUGAGAGGAAAAACUCGGACGUUUAUGGCCCAUGGAAAAAGAAGAAUCUUUCUGAUCUAGGAAUUGUGACUCAAUGUAUUGCUCCCACAAGAGUAAACGAUCAGUAUCUUACCAAUGUUCUCCUCAAGAUAAAUGCUAAGCUUGGUGGAUUGAACUCUAUGUUGGCUAUGGAGCGCUCCCCAGCAAUGCCUAAAGUUACUCAAGUUCCAACUAUCAUAGUCGGAAUGGACGUUUCACAUGGUUCUCCAGGACAGUCUGAUGUUCCAUCUAUUGCUGCGGUUGUGAGCUCCAGAGCAUGGCCAUUGAUCUCAAGAUACAGGGCUUGUGUGCGUACACAGUCACGCAAAGUGGAAAUGAUUGAUAACCUCUUCAAGCUCGUCGAUGGCAAAGAUGAAGGAAUUUUCAAGGAGCUCUUGGUCGACUUCUACGCAAGUUCAGGGCAGAGGAAACCCGAGCACAUUAUCAUUUUCAGGGAUGGUGUGAGCGAAUCUCAGUUUAACCAAGUUCUUAACAUUGAGCUGGAUCAGAUGAUGCAGGCGUGCAAGUUCCUUGACGAUAAGUGGGAUCCCAAGUUUACAGUGGUGAUUGCUCAGAAAAACCACCACACCAAGUUCUUCCAGACCAGAGGACCUGACAAUGUUUCUCCAGGAACAAUAAUUGACAGCAAGAUCUGCCACCCACACAACAACGACUUCUAUCUUUGUGCUCAUGCUGGAAUGAUUGGAACAACAAGGCCAACGCAUUACCAUGUGCUCUACGAUGAGAUUGGGUUCUCAACAGAUGAUCUCCAGGAGCUUGUGCACUCAUUGUCCUAUGUCUACCAGAGGAGCACCACUGCCAUCUCAGUUGUUGCACCGAUAUGCUAUGCGCAUCUCGCAGCUGCACAGAUGGGAACCGUGAUGAAGUUUGAGGAAAUGUCGGAGGUGUCAUCGAGCCAUGGUGGGAUCACUACACCUGGAGCAGUCCCAGUGCCUCCAAUGCCGAAGCUGAACGAUACGGUUGCAAGCUCCAUGUUCUUCUGUUGA
Messenger RNA from Microthlaspi erraticum, 2688 nucleotides. The record is from the annotation of a GenBank genome assembly. NCBI's taxonomy places the organism in Eukaryota, Viridiplantae, Streptophyta, Magnoliopsida, Brassicales, Brassicaceae.